Thunnus maccoyii (southern bluefin tuna) is the source of this 2243-nucleotide messenger RNA. Its product is annotated as interleukin-1 receptor type 1-like. The record is from RefSeq and is a predicted model, not a curated record. The transcript has 12 exons. Gene Ontology annotation, biological process: signal transduction. Lineage: Eukaryota; Metazoa; Chordata; Actinopteri; Scombriformes; Scombridae. Bases 163 to 1848 code for a protein of 561 amino acids.
GACUAAGACGCAAGGAAAAGACGCAAGUGAGGGAAACGUGGAUGUACUUUAAGAGACUUGAUGCACCCUGAGUCGCUGCCGCAGACUGACGCUCAGCGGGAGAAAUAACAAUGAUUUGGGAUUUCAUUUCACUCAAAAAAAGGAGAACUUCAGCUGCCGCAAAUGGAUUCUUCCCAACUUCUCUUCUUCAUCCUAAUGGUGAUAUCUGCAUCUGAAUAUUCAGCUAGAGCAGAGCCCGCAUGUAAGGACCGGAGCUUGAAAUCAUUUAACCUCCUUGAAGGUGAAUCAUUUCAUUAUGACCCUUUGAAGCCGCAAGGGAGGAACCUCUCUGAUGAAGCAUUCAUGUGGUACAAAAAUAGCUCCCAGAUGGAGUACAUCUCCUCUGAUGAGAAAAAGAGGAUACAUCGCCACAGUGCUGCGCUCUUUUUCUUAAACCUCUCCACUGAGGACUCUGGUGUUUACAUUGGCCGGUAUAAAACUCCAACAGGAGAUUGUCACAAAUAUCCUUUGAAAGUUGACGUCUUCAAUGCAAGCUAUAGGAUGAAUGAAAAAUUACUCUAUGGAGAAACUGAUAACUCUGACCAGAACAAAAUGGUCAGAUGUCCAGAUCCUCUCAGGAAAGUGUGUAAAACUAUGAAUGGAACAUUCACCUGGUACAAGGACUUCAGUAUUCUUGAAGGUGAACAUGAAGCUGACCUGUGGAGGUUUAAUGCCAGCAAAGAUCAUGAGGGCAUCUACACUUGCAUUUGUACCUGGAAACACAAUCACAUGGUGUACAACUCCUCAGGCUCCAGGAAGUUAAUAGUUAUGGAGCCUCUUGUUCACUAUCAAACACCGUUAAUCUUGUUAAACAAGGAGCAGUAUGCUGAUGAAGGCUCUGAGACCAAGCUGAGCUGCUCAGUUAUCUGUGGCUUUAAUGUGCGAAAAAACUGUAAGGCUAGCUGGAAUGUUAACGGAAUCCCUUUCAACAAGGCAGAUGGGUACAAUCAAACCAUCAACACAGUUGACGAAGAGCGUUCAAAGAAAACCAUCUCCACUGCAAUCCUGACCAUUGAAAGAGUGUCUGCUAAAGAUUUCCAGGAUGAGUUUAAAUGCAUUGGCGAUGGCUAUUAUGAGGAGGUGUCUGACAUUUUAACUCUUAAGCAAAGAGAGACAAUAAUUCCACUGGUCAUUGGAGGGAUGUGUGCAUUCUUCUUGUGUGUGUUCGUGGCCAUCAUGGUCAAGUGCUUCGCCAUCGACCUUGCUCUCCUCUUCAGACCCUACCUCCCACUAAGCCAUCACAAUAAAGAUGCAAAGUCGUUCGAUGCCUACGUGGUCUACCAGAUGCAGAGUGGAGACAAUGUCACUGAGGACACACUCUGCAAGUUUGUCACAAAGAUUUUGCCCUCUGUGCUCGAGGAAAAGUGCGGCUAUCGACUUUUCAUCCAUGGGAGGGAUGACAUACCAGGGGAAGACCAUCUGGAGCUGGUGGAGGACCGUAUGAAGCAGAGCAGGAGACUGAUGGUUAUCCUCACCCCUGGUUCAGGAUCAGGGAUGGGGGUCACAGACAAACGCCCCACCUCGCCCCAAAACCCAGUAGUAGGAGGGUUUGACUGGCAGCUGGGGCUUCACCAUGCGCUGUUCCAGAGGGAAAUGAAUGUGAUUCUGAUCCAGCUGGGGGACACGGGGCCACAGGGAUACACACACCUUCCCCCUGGCUUGCAGCACCUGAUUCGCAGUAGCGCCCCCCUUAGGUGGCCAGAGGGUUCGAGGGGUGCUGCUGCAUGGAACUCGCGCUUUUGGAAGAGAGUGCGAUACCUGAUGCCUGCCAAGCCAUCCUCAAAAUCUCCACAGUCUGCUAUUAUCUGAAACCCUUAUGGACCGACACCAGUCCCAUAACACCCUUUACACAGAUGUGUGAAGAAAAUCACAGGUGUCAGUUGUAUGUAUACAGAAUGUCAGUAUAAUGCAGAUAAAAUCCAGAGAGAGAUGAGAGUUUAGUUUCAAAAUUAUGUUUAUUUAUCCAUAAAAUAAUUAACAUUUCAGUGAUCACACCCAACCUACAUACCCACAAGAUAAUGUAAAAUAAAAACACAUAGAAAGUGUAAAAUAAACAUAACAUAAAAAAACAUACAACAUAAUGUACUCAACAGAAGGUAUAACCAUAAAAAUGUUAAAAUUCACUGAUGUCUGAGUAAUCUCUUCAGGAAGAAAGAGAUAAAACACAGUUUAGUGUAUAUCUGUAUGUAGCUGAUAUGAAAGAC